AUGACCUUAUCUGAGACUGUUCCAGGCAGUUCUUGUGCUCCGUCUGGGUGUGAUGUUGUUUCUGAGUUAGCAGUACAGCCGAAUACAGCUGAACUUUUACAGUAUGGCAGUGGGAAGCGGGGACAUUCUCCCAGCACCAAGAAGCGACUCGCUGAGAGCAACGCCCGGUACUAUGAGCUACAAAAGCAGUGUGGUAAAGAACUCAAAGAAAUGAUCCCGAAAGCAAUUUUGGUAAAGGCCGAGGCUCAUCCAGGGUCAAAGCGUGAGCUGCUGCAUACCAUGAAUGCAUUAAAGCUCUAUAUCACAGGCUUGUUAGAGGACAAGAAGCGGCUACAAGAGCAAAUCAUGCAAAGCUCUCACUCCAUGAACAUUAGAAAAAGCUGCGAUAAGGAAGUUGAGAUUGCACCAGGUUUACGGUCGCUCUGGCCUCGCCCAGCACAGCAGAGUGGCAUCAAGGUUGGAAAUGAUGACAAAGCAACUGCGGGCGCAACUGCUGUGAUGGAUGUGUCUGAUCUGGGCCGCGAGGAGGGCAAAGUCAUAGGUCGAUUGCCAGAGGUCAACCAUGCGGAUGGAACAUUGCCUGAAACGCCCACUCCAGAGAUCUCUCCUUAUGAUUCGCUCCUUCGUCAGGCAGUUGAGAAGUUGAUUGCCUUGACUAAAGAACGUGCUAUGGGAAGUCAGGGUGUUCUUGACAACAAGCAGAUUGACAGACUGAAUAUCGUUCAUGACUGCAUUGUCGAGAUGGUGGAAGAUAUGGGCAGAGAAUAA
Molecule: messenger RNA, 768 nt
Organism: Endocarpon pusillum Z07020
Lineage: Eukaryota; Fungi; Ascomycota; Eurotiomycetes; Verrucariales; Verrucariaceae
Exons: 2
Coding region: 1-768 (255 amino acids)
Source: RefSeq, a predicted model, not a curated record